CGCCGUCCCCCCUCCCUCCCCGCGGCGCCGCGUCUUGAAUGGAAACAUGGCGGUGCCGGCUCGGACCUGCGGCGCCUCUCGGCUCGGCCCGGCGCCCGGCGCGCUGCCCCGGCCCGGACCCCCGCGCCCCCUGCUGCUGCUGCUGCUGCUGCUGCUGCUGCUGCCGCCGCCGCCGCUGCUCGCCGCCCGCGGCGCCGCCGCCUACAGCUUCCCCCAGCAGCUCACGAUGCAGCACUGGGCCCGGCGCCUGGAGCAGGAGAUCGAUGGCGUGAUGCGCAUCUUCGGUGGCGUCCAGCAACUCCGGGAGAUCUACAAGGACAACCGGAACCUGUUUGAGGUGCAGGAAAACGAGCCUCAGAAGCUGGUGGAGAAGGUGGCAGGGGACAUCGAGAGCCUGCUGGACCGGAAGGUGCAGGCCCUGAAGAAAUUAGCCGAUGCUGCUGAGAGCUUCCAGAAAGCCCACCACUGGCAGGAUAACAUCAAGGAGGAAGACAUCGUGUACUAUGAUGCCAAGGCUGAUGCCGAGCUGGAUGAUCCCGAGAGUGAGGAUAUGGAGAGGGGAUCAAAAACCAGCACACUAAGGCUGGACUUCAUUGAGGACUCCAACUUCAAGAACAAGGUCAACUACUCCUACACAGCCGUGCAGAUCCCCACAGACAUCUACAAAGGCUCCACCGUUAUCCUCAAUGAGCUCAACUGGACAGAGGCCCUGGAGAACGUGUUCAUCGAGAACCGCAGGCAGGACCCCACCCUGCUGUGGCAGGUCUUUGGCAGCGCCACAGGGGUCACGCGCUACUAUCCAGCCACCCCAUGGCGAGCCCCCAAGAAAAUCGACCUGUACGACGUCCGAAGGAGACCCUGGUACAUCCAGGGGGCCUCGUCGCCCAAGGACAUGGUCAUCAUCGUGGACGUGAGUGGCAGCGUGAGUGGCCUGACCCUGAAGCUGAUGAAGACGUCCGUCUGUGAGAUGCUAGACACGCUGUCCGACGACGACUAUGUGAACGUGGCCUCGUUCAACGAGAAGGCACAGCCUGUGUCGUGCUUCACUCACCUGGUGCAGGCCAACGUGCGGAACAAGAAGGUGUUCAAGGAGGCUGUGCAGGGCAUGGUGGCCAAGGGCACCACAGGCUACAAGGCCGGCUUUGAGUAUGCCUUCGACCAGCUGCAGAAUUCCAACAUCACUCGUGCCAACUGCAACAAGAUGAUCAUGAUGUUCACGGACGGCGGUGAGGACCGCGUGCAGGAUGUCUUCGAGAAGUACAAUUGGCCCAACCGGACGGUGCGCGUGUUCACUUUCUCCGUGGGACAGCACAACUAUGACGUCACACCCCUGCAGUGGAUGGCCUGUGCCAACAAAGUGCGUGUCUCUAGACAGUCUUGUCAUCUGAGCACCUCCUGCCCAUCUGUCAGGCUGUCCAUUGUCCAUCUUUCUGCCAGCUCGUCUGCUCCUGCACCUGUUUCCCGGUCAACCCAUCUCUCUGUGCAUUUGGACCCCAUCCUAGGUUACUAUUUUGAGAUCCCUUCCAUCGGCGCCAUCCGCAUCAACACGCAGGAAUAUCUGGACGUAUUGGGCAGGCCCAUGGUGCUGGCGGGCAAGGAGGCCAAGCAGGUGCAAUGGACCAACGUGUAUGAGGAUGCGCUGGGGCUGGGGCUGGUGGUGACAGGGACCCUCCCUGUUUUCAACCUGACACAGGAUGGCCCUGGAGAAAAGAAGAACCAACUGAUUCUGGGUGUGAUGGGCAUUGACGUGGCUCUGAAUGACAUCAAGAGGCUGACUCCCAACUACACACUUGGUGCCAACGGCUACGUGUUUGCCAUUGACCUGAAUGGCUACGUGUUGCUGCACCCCAAUCUGAAGCCACAGACCACCAACUUCCGGGAACCUGUAACUCUAGACUUCCUGGAUGCAGAACUGGAGGAUGAGAAUAAGGAGGAGAUCCGUCGGAGCAUGAUUGAUGGCAACAAGGGUCACAAGCAGAUCAGAACACUGGUGAAGUCCCUGGAUGAGAGGUACAUAGAUGAGGUGACGAGGAACUACACCUGGGUACCUAUCAGGAGCACCAACUAUAGCCUGGGGCUAGUGCUCCCACCCUACAGCACCUUCUACCUCCAAGCCAACCUCAGCGACCAGAUCCUGCAGGUCAAGUUGCCAAUCAGCAAACUGAAGGAUUUUGAGUUCCUGCUCCCCAGCAGCUUUGAGUCUGAAGGCCAUGUUUUCAUUGCUCCCAGAGAGUAUUGCAAGGACCUGAAUGCCUCAGACAACAACACCGAGUUCCUGAAAAACUUCAUUGAACUCAUGGAGAAAGUGACUCCAGACUCCAAGCAGUGCAAUAACUUCCUUCUACACAACCUGAUCUUGGACACAGGCAUCACGCAGCAGCUGGUAGAACGUGUAUGGCGGGACCAGGACCUCAACACGUAUAGCCUCCUGGCCGUGUUUGCUGCCACUGAUGGUGGCAUCACCCGUGUCUUCCCCAACAAGGCAGCUGAGGACUGGACAGAGAACCCUGAACCCUACAAUGCCAGCUUCUACCGCCGCAGCCUGGAUAACCAUGGCUAUAUCUUCAAGCCCCCACACCAGGAUGCCCUGUUAAGACCACCACUGGAGCUGGAGAAUGACACAGUAGGCAUCCUUGUCAGCACUGCUGUGGAGCUCAGCCUGGGCAGACGCACGCUGCGGCCAGCAGUGGUGGGUGUUAAGCUGGACCUAGAGGCCUGGGCUGAGAAGUUCAAAGUGCUAGCCAGCAACCGUACCCACCAGGACCAGCCUCAGAAGCAGUGCGGUCCCAGCAGCCACUGUGAGAUGGACUGCGAGGUUAACAACGAGGACCUGCUGUGUGUUCUCAUUGACGAUGGCGGGUUCCUGGUGCUGUCCAAUCAGAACCACCAAUGGGACCAGGUAGGCAAGUUCUUCAGUGAGGUGGACGCCAACCUGAUGCUGGCCCUCUACAAUAACUCCUUCUACACCCGAAAGGAGUCCUAUGACUACCAAGCAGCCUGCGCUCCCCAACCACCUGGCAACCUGGGUGCUGCACCCCGGGGUGUCUUUGUGCCCACCAUUGCAGAUUUCCUUAACCUGGCCUGGUGGACUUCUGCAGCCGCCUGGUCCUUGUUCCAGCAGCUUCUCUAUGGCCUCAUCUACCACAGCUGGUUUCAGGCAGACCCGGCGGAAGCCGAGGGGAAUCCCGAGGCGCGCGAGAGCAGCUGCGUCAUGAAACAGACCCAGUACUACUUCGGUUCGGUGAACGUCUCCUACAACGCCAUCAUCGACUGUGGCAACUGCUCGCGGCUGUUCCACGCGCAGAGACUGAGCAACACCAACCUUCUCUUCGUGGUGGCCGAGAAGCCUCUGUGCAGUCAGUGCGAGGUGGGCCGGCUGCUGCAGAAGGAGACACACUGCCCAGCGGACGGCCCGGAACAAUGCGAGCUGGUGCAGAGACCGCGGUACCGGAGAGGCCCGCACAUCUGCUUCGAUUACAACGCGACGGAAGAUACCUCAGACUGCGGCCGUGGAGCCUCCUUCCCGCCAUCCCUGGGUGUCCUGGUCUCCCUGCAGCUGCUGCUCCUGCUGGGCCUGCCCCCCCGACCGCAGCCUCAAGUCCGGGCCCACGCAUCCCCCCGCCUUUGAGCGGCCCCCACCCCACCCCGCAGGCCUUCCCAUCCACACGCCCCCCCUCACUGACGGACCUGAGUGCCAACCCCCCUCCAAGAGGCUGCCUCUAGGAGUUGGGGACCCCAAAGGGGGUUCGCAGGUCUUUGGCCCCCAAGCCACAUGUCACUGAACUGUCAAAGUGUCCCCAGAUGCCUCAUUCCCUCCAGAUUAACCACCACCACCACCAACCCAAGGGUUGGGAAAGGGAAGCCACACCGCCCAUCCCACCUUGCCUCAGGCUCCCUCGUGGGAGACCCAGACCCUGCCCAGCUGGAUUCACCCUUCUGUCCAAUCCAGGACCAAAUCUGAAUUCCCUGAAGAUAAUGGAAGAAAUAAGGGUGGGCAUUCUGAGGCCUUGAGCAUUCCAGCUUAAGUCACCACUGGAGAGAGGUGCUGAGGUAGCCCCAAUGGGCUUCUGUCCCUCUCAGGCCUAUAGCUACCUUCCGUCACCCUCACACCCUAUAGGUGUCAGGACAUGGACAGUGACACUGGCUCACAUACAACCCCAUACACACCCAGAAUCCUGAGGAUAGAAGCUGGAUUCCAUUCAACAUGCCCCAGGGGACACACACACACACACACACACACACACACACACACUGGGCUGAAGUAGGGGUGAAGGCUCACAAAGCCUUAUACAGGGUGCGGGGCUGGUGGGAGGGUUGGCACCGUGCAUAAGCCAUCUCCUGCUCAGCCCCCACCUCUGGUCCAGCUUGCAGCCUAGCUGGUCCUCGGACUCGAAAGCUGAAUGUUACACAGCGCCAAAUGCUGGGGCAGGGGGUAGAGGCCCCUCUAUUCCACCCUACUAGCUGUCAGUGUCUCCCCAGUGCCCCUCGCCUGCCAGGUGCUCAUUGUAACCAUUUCUCACUAGUGUCUGACCCCAGUGGAGCUACAUGUAGCUCUCUGCCUGUGCCCCUUGGCAGAGAAACCCUCACUAGACAUGCUCUUUCUCUUAGUGGGUGUGACUUGGUCUCUCCCUGGUAGAGCCACCCCACCCCCAAUCUGGCCCUCACACUUUCGGCCCAUGCCCACCCCUAUCUCCUUCCCACUCACACACACACUUCCUGUGCCUCUAAGAGACCAAACUGCUAUUCCUUGCUGAACACACACUUGCACACACACAUACAUACAUAUAUACUCUGUGUACACACACACACACACACACACACACACACACACACACACACGCUGGGUCCCUGCACAUCUCUACACACCAUUCAUUAUGGACAUUUCCCCCCAAAGGCACCCCAGCCUGUGGACUAGUGGGAAACUGAGAGCAGAGGGGACAUGGCCAUGGGGCACAAAUAGACUGGGAGGAGGGGGGAGGGUUAUGCAUUAAUUAAUGGCUCCGUUAAUUAAUGUCAUGUUGCUUGUCGCUUUUUCAGUGUGUGUGUGUGUAUGGUCCAUGCCCGCUGCUGGUGCCAGGGUGGGCGCCCACACUGUACACCCAGCCUAGAUGCCAGCCGUGUCUUGCGGGGGCGUGUGUGUAACUGUAGUGUAGUCAGGUGCUCAAUGGAGAAUAAAAUAAAAAAAGAAUCAAACAUAUACAAAAAUAUAUAUUUUAAGUUUAAAAACAGACAAAACAAUCCCCAUCAGGUAGCUGUCCAACCCCCAGCUGGGUCUGAUUCUUCUCAUCACCCACUUGAUCCGGCUGCCCCCUCACCUCGGGCUUGGGGGAAUCUAUGGGGGGGCUGGGGGGCCAUUUCCUUUAUUCUGCCCUUUUUUUUUUCUUUUCUUUUUGGUUAUAUUUUGUACAGACAAGUCGGAAAAACAACAGCGACAAAAAAGUCAAGAAACUUUGUAAAAUAUCGUGUGUGUGAUUCCUUGUAAAAUAUUUUCAAAUGGUUUAUUACAGAAGAUCAGUUAUUAAAUAAUGUUCAUAUUUUCACUUCAAAA
Messenger RNA from Erinaceus europaeus (western European hedgehog), 5548 nucleotides. It is a transcript of the gene CACNA2D2, whose product is annotated as calcium voltage-gated channel auxiliary subunit alpha2delta 2. Gene Ontology annotation, cellular component: voltage-gated calcium channel complex. The coding region runs from base 47 to 3628 and encodes 1193 amino acids. The record is from RefSeq and is a predicted model, not a curated record. Gene Ontology annotation, molecular function: voltage-gated calcium channel activity. NCBI's taxonomy places the organism in Eukaryota, Metazoa, Chordata, Mammalia, Eulipotyphla, Erinaceidae. The transcript is spliced from 40 exons.